AUGCCGUAUUAUUUGCCGGUGCUCCUUAACCCGCUCAUAAAUGCUGUCUUUAAUUGUCCAACUCCCCAGAACUCACCUUUGAGAAAAGUCUUCACUCGAAUAGAGAAACAAAGAUUCGCACUAGUAACGCCGACACCUGAGAUACUUUUAGAAUACGAAGACCUUGAGUCUGGCUCAUCACUCCAAGAUCUUUGCUACUCAGCCAGUUUUGUUUCUGAUCACAUUCUAUUAUUAGGCGGUGGGGGCUGCUCACACGAAGAAGAGUACAAGACGCUUAGCGGGAAGACUAUCACUUUGAGAAACCAACAAAAAGCGUUGUUCACAGGUGAAGGGUUCGAUGCGAGGAGGAGAUGCCAAGUUCUCGAAACCGAGCUUCUUUCCAACUUCAAUGAGUACUUUCAAGGAUCAUCAACGUAUCCAAUCAUACAUGUUGAUUUCCCCCUAACGGGCCGACUUGCCAGGCGAGAUGAAUGGCCAGGGUUUAAGGCAUAUAGAUUUGCGAGUACUGACACAACAUCUGCAAAUAGUUCACUAGCCGCCUCUACUGAGCCGAAAGCUUCUUUAGAACAGAUGCUUCGCGCCCACCCAUCAUAUGGAGAUAAGCUGAGUGCAAUCAUUAGAACCCAAAGAGCUGCACUCUCAUCAUCCACUUACAAUGCAGACAACUUGGCUGCUCACUUCAUGCAAACAUGCGAAAAAGCGCUGGCAGCGAUACAAGAGGAUCAAUCAUUUCGCGCUUUUCCAAAUCUUCGCUUACAGAUUCACGAAUACGUUGAAAUGAAUUUGUAUGACGAUUUUUGGGCCCAGUUAACUAACUCAUUGAAAGAUUCUGAGAUCGAGAACCAAAGCGAUUUUUCCAUUCUGAGAAACAUUUCUAUAUCUCAAGUUCCCUCUUUCUUAUACCCGACCGAUCGCCAGAAAUUUGACAUCCGAUGCGUUACGCAAGUUGAAAAGAAUCUCCGGGAGGCAGUCGAGUGUCUAAGAAGGUUGCCCGUCACGAACAGUCACUCCUCUAAAGCGAAAGUCAUUGUUGAAACCCUACAAACGGUCUCUAGGAGCCUGGAAAUAAAUGAUAAAGUUAUUUCAGUUGAUGCUGAUACUUUGGUUAGUCUUUUGGUAGUAGUGGUUUGUCAAGCGGAGGUCAAAGACUUGAAAAGCCACCUUUUCUAUCUUCAAGAAUUCGCCAAGGAUUCUAACUCGAUAACCUUCGGCAUAUUAGCGUACGGCAUGUCAACCCUUGAGGCUGUACUUUCAUACUUCGAGAGUAGAGAGAAGUUGAAAUUACUGGAAAAACACUGCUCCUCGAACGCGAGUUACUGGGAAGCUCUAGCGGAUGGAAAACUGCCGCUUGGAUCCCUGAAUCCUUCUGAGGUUAAAGAUAUUCUCAGGACAAGAACACCUGCUGGUCUCUCGUGCCUGUCUAUAUGUCUCCAAAAUAGACAGCCAAAUCUUUUUUUGCACCUCGCGACAAAGUUUGAACAUUGUUUUCCUCUGGAAGACCUUCUGAAUGACGAGACAGUUGAAGGUUCUAAUUUACUGAUUCAAAUGCUGGACAAUGGUUGCAGUAGCCUUUCUGGGAACUUUAUUGAAAUGCUCUUCAGAAGUUGCACAAAGACAGAAUUAGAAUCCUUUUUGAACCACGUUAAUAGGUAUCAGCGGUCGUCUGGUCAUUACUUGAUGCAUGCUUUGGACCUUAUUGUUAAAGUCGGAAAAUUCAUAAAUUGGGAGCAGCGCGACUGCAACGGCCACACGCCAUUGUUUGCGAUAAUUCGCACUUAUGAUCACACAGAUUAUGAUGCUAUGGUGCUUGAGGCAUAUAAAUCAGCGCGUCUGUGGUGCACUCUCAAAGGAAAGCAGUUCAGGCUAUCAAAGCAUCAGGAUAAUAAAGGAAACACUUUACUCCAUGUUAUUAAGUCAAACGUUUCAGUUGUACUGGACGAUCCCCUAGUGAAUGUGAACUCCUUCAAUAAGAAAGGGCUCACGCCUAUCAUGGUUUAUGCCAGGUAUAACCGACUUGAUAACAUCAAAUCGAUUCUCAGGGAUAAGCGGCUUAUUAUCCAGAAGUGUCAGAACGGUUCUUACUUGACGUGCUUUGACUACAUAAAGAACCCAGUCGUUUUGGGAGAACUUGGCAAACAUGCCUUUUUUCUCCCACAGUCAUAUCAAAUCCGAGCACACAAUAUCAAAUUCGAAGGGGAUGAAUGGGUUUUGUGGAUGACUUUGGUAGGCAGCGUGCCAAACGCCCCAGCCAAAGUCAUCCAGCGCUCCCUGAAGUUUAUUCAGAGCUUUUUGAUCUCCUUUUCGAAAACAAAUUCUAUGACUUUUAUCCCGGCAGAGAGCCUUGCUGAAGAACUGAGUCUUCUCGCUAAAAUGAAAAUAAUUUCAAUCAACAGGCUUGAAACAAAGCAUUUCUUGAGGAGGGCAUCAGUAGUUCUUAGCCUGAUAUGCCGACAAGAGGAGUUCGAGCAUAUAUUUAACAACCCAAGCGGCAGUUUAGUCAAUGCGGCAGAGCAUGUUCAAGAACAAGAAGCUAAUAGCACAUACGGUAUGAUUGAGCCCGAAGAGGUUGCAAGCAUUCAGAAGAUCAUGAAAUUCAAUAGAACUGAAAUUUUAGCAAUAAAGUCAGGGGCGUUGAUGUUAAAGAAACUGGCCAUUUUUGGAAUACUCAAAGGGAAAGACUUAGAACGCUCACACACUAUGUUUCAAUCUCAUGGGAACAAUUUCACUAAAAUAAUAGGGCGCUCAACUAAUGUUUUUGGCAGCUUGAAACACUCGUUACCACAAUGCGAGUUUGGUUAUCUGGCGAAUAACACAGCCCUUCUUGAGCUCAGCUCAAGGCUUUUAGUCCAAAAAAUUGACAAGAUUUUGAAUCAUGACAUUCCGCAUUGGUGGAAAACAUAUGGUGAGUUGGUGUCUCUUCGUCAUGAAUACAAUAAGAAUUUUCCAGAUGAUGUCAGACCCCGGGUGGCAGAAAACACUGGAUUCAUCAGCUCCUAUAUCGAAACGAAACGAGUGAGGCUUGAACAGGGACUUGUUGGCAGAAUAAAUCGCAGCUCGAAAAAUCUAUUAAGGUUCAGCCUGAUGUUGAGAAGAAGUAACGAAAGCCUUGCUGUUGAGCUGAACAACUUCAUUAAUUUCAAGGCAGAGUUCUGGGUGUCAGCUACAAUCAAGGAACAUGCUGCUAUGAACAUAAAAUGGCUGCAGGAACAGCUAGUAUGUCUCGAAGAAGCGUUGUACGAUUAUAAAGACAAGUUCGCGUCCAAACCUGUAAAUACUUUACAUAUUAUACCCUAA
Lachancea thermotolerans CBS 6340 is the source of this 3294-nucleotide messenger RNA. RefSeq names its product KLTH0C11242p. Gene Ontology annotation, cellular component: early endosome; plasma membrane; transport vesicle. Bases 1 to 3294 code for a protein of 1097 amino acids. NCBI's taxonomy places the organism in Eukaryota, Fungi, Ascomycota, Saccharomycetes, Saccharomycetales, Saccharomycetaceae. The transcript has a single exon. The record is from RefSeq and is a predicted model, not a curated record. Gene Ontology annotation, biological process: early endosome to late endosome transport. Gene Ontology annotation, molecular function: SNARE binding; guanyl-nucleotide exchange factor activity.